Messenger RNA from Rubroshorea leprosula, 1233 nucleotides. The record is from the annotation of a GenBank genome assembly. Lineage: Eukaryota; Viridiplantae; Streptophyta; Magnoliopsida; Malvales; Dipterocarpaceae.
GAAUGACAUAGAGCUAGCAUUAGGUCUAGCUGAUCUUAACAUGGCCUUGUUUGAGGAUGAGCCUGCUAAACUCAAGGUUGACAGUUCAGCUGAGCAAAAGGCUCAUUAUCAGAAGUGGGAAAGGGCUAAUAGGCUGAGUAUAAUGGUCAUGAAGAAAUCUAUUUGUUCAGCCUUCAAAGUGAGUGUUCCAAAUGAGACAAAUGCAAAAAAAUUCCUUGAUGCUAUUGGGCAGCGAUUCCAAGAGUCUGAAAAAGCUGAGACUAGGGAGCUGAUGCAGAAGUUAUGUAAUAUGCAGUAUGAUGGUGUGUCUGGGAUUAGGGCUCAUAUUUUGAAAAUGCAGGACAUUGUUGAUCGCCUCAAUAGUCUCAAAGUGACCAUAACUGAACCUUUCCUAGUUCACCAAGCCUUAAAUUCCCUUUCAAUAUCUUUUGGCCAAAUUGGAACCCUAUACAAUGCUCAAAAGGAAACCUGGCAUGUGAACCAACUUAUUUCUAUUUGUGUUCAAGAAGAAGAAAACCAAAAGAAACAGAAGGCAGAGAGUGUGAAUCUUGUGUAUCAACCACAUUUAGGUAAAGAUAGUCAUAGCAAAGGAUAUUUUCACCACCACAAGAGGUCUGGGUUCAAUAAUAGAGUCAAGGGUAGGAAGUUUGAAAAGAAACCUGGUUAUAGACCCACUGUAGUAAGACCUAAAGCAGAUAUCAGGAAAAAUGAAGUCUAUUGGUUUUGUCAUGAGGAAGGUCACAAGAAAAGGGAUUGUGCGCAAUAUAGGGCUUGGUUAGAAAAGAAAAACAAAGAAGGUAAUUUACAAACCUUUGCUUGUCUUGAAACUUCUUUGAUAGACGUUCCUCCUAACUCUUGGUGGUUAGAUAGUGGGAGUCUUAUUCAUAUUUCUAAUUCCUUGCAGGGGUUUGUAAAUAAAAGGAAAAUAAAUGAGGGAGAAGUCAAUCUGCAUGUAGGAAACGGAGUCAAAGUCGAAGUAGAGUUCAUUCUAAUAACCCAUAAUUUGUAAUUCUCUCCGUUGAACAUUGGAGGAGAAGAAAAUGAAUUUGUUGAAAAAAAAAAAGACAUUUUGAAAUGUUGUAGAAAAACAAGAAUCUCUCCCUUGUCACUCAUGUUUCACUCUCUAAUACCUGUCUAAAGUUUCUCAUAGAUCCCUCAAAAACUGUAAGCUGUAAUACUAAUUUGAAGAUGUAAAGAUGAAAACUUAAUUGAAAAUGAACAUGAAAUGAACAU